UUCAUUCCUGUCUCGGACUUCCUGCUUCGCCGCUGAAGUUUUUCUCCGGGUCAUGAGGAGAGAAGUUAUAGAAGAAACCGAGUACCCGCUUCAUUUCAUGGACCAAACUUUAACACAACCGACGGACACAUUUCGGACUCUAUGAUUCGACCAACAACCAUAUUUAUUCGUCCGCCGCCAUAUCCUGAAACAUGGAGGACCCAAACAGACCUCAGCGCAAGAUGUCAACAGCAGGAGACAGCCUGUAUAAGAUCCUGGGGCUGGAGAAAGGAGCAUCUCCAGACGAAAUAAAGAGGGCGUACAGGAAACUGGCGUUGAGGCAUCACCCUGAUAAGAACCUAGACAACCCAGAGGCUGCUGAGAAAUUCAAGGAGAUCAACAACGCCAACUCUAUUCUCAGUGACGAAAACAAACGGAAUAUCUACGACGAGUAUGGAUCCAUGGGACUCUACGUGGCCGAGCAGUUCGGCGAUGAGAGCGUCAAAUACUGUUUCCUUAUGUCCAAGUGCUGGUUCAAGGCCCUCGUGGUGUGCUGCAGUAUAUUCACCUGCUGCUGCUGUUUCUGCUGCUGCUGUUUCUGCUGUGGGAAGUGCAAAGCACCAGAGGACGAGGAACACUACCCCUACAUGGACCCUGAGGACCUGGAGGCAGAGAUCAGAGAGCAGGAUGCAGCAGGAGACCAUGUAAUAAUUAUUCAGCCGAGCGCCGACGCUUCAGAUAAAGUCGAUACCUCUCCAGGUGAGAACGCACCGAUCGUGGUCCAGCCUCAUGCCGCCAGUGGCACCUCAUAAACCAAGUGAGUGGAGACCUGAUAAAACCACGUCACCAUCAGCAGCUGCACUGAUCAUUUUCAGAGAUGAUGAGAAUAAACAUUGAGGUUAAAUGUGGCAGAAAAGCGUCAUCUGUAAGGCGGUUUUGUUUAAAUGCAUCAAGCAGCGACCUGAUUCUGCCAUAUUUUUUGGUGCCAGUGGUUUUGUCUUUGAUCUAAUUGCCAUAUUUAUUUUUUAACCUUUUUUUUAAAUAUUGGGUAGUAUCUGGACUGCAGUGAGAAAUGACAAAGCCAUGCAGAUCAAAGCUCUGGAGUGAGUUUUUUUUUUCAUGUGCACUUUAAUAUCUCAAAAUCAUGUUUAAAAUCCUGAAGCUGCCACAGUGGUCUGAGAGUAUUCUGGCUCAAGAUGGCUGCUGGGUUAGAAAUGUUUUUAAUGUUUUUUUUAAAUACAACAUUAUACGCUGUUUCCGGACUUUUAGAAACCAACCACUCUGAGACUUUCGCGGUGUUCAGUCAUGCUGCACAUAUAGUGGAGACAAUCUAAAGGGCUUAUUGAAAAGAUGUACAGAAUAUUGUGACUAAAUCAAACGAUGUAUUUAAAAUGUUCUGAAUGUCGACUUGUGUGCACUGUUGUGUAUUUGGCUGGCAGCCUGUAAAUAGCACAGUUAGAAUUAAUAAUGUAAUGCUGAUGAGGCAUUACAGGAAUAAUAGAUGCCAUUUAGAUGAGAUUUCGACUUUUGUCACUUCACGUCAUUUCAACUCAAGAGAGUCGUAUGGCUGCAGAGUCUUUUAAAGGAAUACUUCACCAGCAAAGUGAUCAUUUGUAUAUCAGCUACUCACCUCGUGUCAGCUUGAAUUUGUGAGGAAUCCUUUUUUAGGUGAACGAAGAAUCCAAAAAAUGGCAUUAGAAAUCCCCACGGUCUGAUUUUCAUUACCGUCAAAAAUACAGGCGCUCAUCUUUUUAUUGAACUCUGCCUGCCGCCAGUUAGAGGUGUUCCACACACGUCCCACUGGUAGGAGGCCCCGGGCCAGACCCAGAACACGCUGGAGGGAUUAUAUAUCUCAUCUGGCCUGGGAAUACCUUGGGGUCCCCCAGGAGGAGCUGGAAAGGGUUGCUGGGGAGAGGGACCUCUGGGGUGCUUUGCUCAGACUGCUGCCCCUGCGACACAGCUUCGGAUAAGCGAUUGAAAAUGGAUGGAUGGCGAUGGAGAUGCUGUAUUGAUGAUGAAUGUAGCACACGUCACGCGCCACCAGAGGUCAGUCUCUUCGGGUGAAACAGGCAGCUGAGCUGAGAAAGGUAGCAUCUGAGAGGGAUAACGUUACAGGACUGCAAACAGCCUGUGAGGAAUGGCAGAGAGACCGCAGAGGGAAAAAAACAGUAGCUCCGCACAUCAGUAUGGUCAUAUACGGUAUACCCCUGUGAAAUUUCAGAAAGGUAUGAUAAAAUGGAUCCCAGCCAAGCUUAGACUGGAUAAAAGAGACUUGGAUUAUACUGCAUGAGUUGUGUGAGAGUUUGUAAACUGAUUUACUGAUACAGUUUUUUUCACCGUGGAGGCAUGCUUGAAAACAAAGUGUUCUUUAUGAAUUUAAGGUAAAAUAAGAUGAGUAACUGAUAAAAAAAUGAUCAGUUUUUGGGUGAAGUAUUCCUUUAAAAGUGCCGUGAGUUGCAAACAACAACACAACAGAAGACUUUGGUGAUGUGAGGGGUUCAUAUUUGUUUGCUUUUUAGGCACCUCCAUGUUAUGAAGAGCAGAAUUGGAUAGAAAUCAAGAGUUUUUGUCUUGUAAUUAUGACAUGGUUUGACUGAAACAAGUCUGAAUCUGGUAGUUAAAUUAGUAUGGAGCUGGAGCAGGGAGGUGAUUAGUGUAGCUGAGCAUAAAGACUGGAAGCAGGGGGAAAGCAAGUCGCGUUCAUAAAUGCACCUCUAAUGCUCGCUUUCUUUUGCAUUGUGAGGUUUCCCACCUGACGACACCCCGCUGAGAAGCACAGGGCAGAUAGAUAACCUAUUAAGAAACCCCUUAAACCACAGCUACACAUCACAGAUUAAGUUUUACCAAUCAACACAUUGUAUGUCGUUUGUUUAGGCGUUUUUACAGGCAGAUUUUGUUACCUCUGAUGAAGCCAGGCUAGCUGUUCCUCCCUGUUUCCAGUAUUUAUGCUAAGGUAAGCUAAUUCUCCUCUGCCUCCAGCUCCAUACUCACAUAACACACAGACAGAAUGGUAUCUAUCAUCUCAUCUAACGCUCAUAAAGAAAGCCAGUAAGCUUAUCUCCCAAUAUUUUGAGCUAGUUCUUUAGAGAUGCUAGUAGUACUGUUGGUUAGUUCACUGUACCUGCACGUAAGGUUACCUCAAGACGGUACUGAUUAGGGCUGGGUACCUGUGCUCUGUAUCUUUAAAGUAUCGACUGAAAUAACCCAAUACCAAGUAGUAUCAGAACUUCUCCAGUUAAACGAUACCUGCAUUCGAUCCUUUCUGUACCCAGAUCUAGAAAAAAAAGACUUUGUAAGGGUUCGCCGCAAGCGUUCUUUGAUUUAAUGCAGCAUGUGAUUGGCCCACGACCGCAGCAGCUACAACCCAUACAGUCUGUGGUGUGGUGAAGUCAGGUGGCAGUUCGGCGUGCCGAGAUGACACCAAAAUGCCUGUGGCUUCUGGUGGCAUUUUCAGCAGCUGAAUGUUUCCACUCACAUGAUGGGUAUCAAAUAGAGUGGAUAAAUAAAGGUAUCCAAUGAAGUACUCUGGUAUUGGUAUCACUUUAAGGGCACUGGUAUUGUAUUUUUUUAACUGUACCCAGCCCUUGUACUGAUAAAGCUCCCACAAAUCAUCUGAUAUACCAUGAAAAACACUUUUCCUACACUUCAAUCUAAAACCAACCUGACUCGACGACAAGACGACGUACUGAUUUGAUUUAUUGCCAAAUGUUCUGCGUGAAUUUUCUCCGAUGUGUUGAGGCCUUCUGUCAAAGACAGUGAUCUCUCUGUGGUGUGUGAGAUGAUUUAUCACCUGUAUGUGGCGUGAAAUUACGCUCCGUACAGGAAUCAUGUUUUUAUGUAAAGUCAGAGGUAUAUUUUUGAUUGGAAGUUUUAUGAUAAAUUGAGUGUAUAUUAGGAUAACGCCUUAAAUUAUGUCAUCUCUCAUCAUGUUUGUAUUAUAUUUUUUAUCUCUGCUGGGUGUAGGAACGUGGGUUUGUACAUUUGGUACAAAUCUAAAUAAUAAAUGUGUGUCAUCUUUUGCAUUUUAUCUGUUCUUCUCGGAUGACUUUCACAGACAGUCCCGACUUUGUAAAGUUUAAACGACCCCAGAAAUGUAUGUAAAAGUCAGUUUUGUAUACUUGAUGAAAACUUCAUAAAAGUGCCUUUCAGUGGGAUUUUUUUUAGGUUAAAAAGAAAUGUUAUAUAUUUUGUAUUAUGUCUAAACAUUCCCAGUUUUUUUGUUUCUGUAAAAUGAAAUGUUUGUCUGAUUAAAUAAACUUGGGUGAGACUGAA
Molecule: messenger RNA, 4251 nt
Organism: Epinephelus moara (kelp grouper)
Lineage: Eukaryota; Metazoa; Chordata; Actinopteri; Perciformes; Serranidae
Gene: dnajc5gb
Product: DnaJ (Hsp40) homolog, subfamily C, member 5 gamma b
Exons: 6
Coding region: 192-791 (199 amino acids)
Source: RefSeq, a predicted model, not a curated record